AUGGGUGGUUCAUUCACAAGGGUAUGGUUGGUUCACAGAGGAUUUAGUUGGUUCGUUCACAACGAUUUGGUUGGUUCAUUCACAAAGUUUGAUUGGUUCGUUCACGAGGGUACAUGGGUUUGUUCAUUCACGAGGAUACAAGAAUUUGUUUACGAGGGUUGGUUGGUUCGUUCACAAGGGUAUGGUUGGUUCAUAGAGGGUUUGGUUGGUUUGUUCAGAGAGGGUUGGUUGGUUGAUUUCGUUUACGAGGGUUGGUUCGUUCACGAGGCACAUGGGUUUGUUCGUUCACGAGGCACAUGGGUUUGUUCGUUCACGAGGGUUUGGUUGGUUCAUUCACGAGGGUUUGGUUGGUUUGUUCAGAGAGGGUUGGUUCGUUCAUUCACAGAGGGUUGGUUCGUUCACGAGGAUGGUUCAUUUGCGAGGGUUGGUUCGUUCAUGAGGCACAUGAGUUUGUUUGUUCGCGAGGGUUUGGUUGGUUCGUUCACGAGGGUUUGGUUGGUUUAUUCAGAGAGGGUUGGUUCGUUCGCUCACGAGAAUGGGUUGGUUCACGAGGUUGGUUGGUUCACGAGGUUGGUUGGUUCACGAGGCUGGGCACAGAAGUCUGUUUGUUCACAGGGCACAGGAGUUUGUUUGUUCAUAGGGCACAUGGGUUUAUUUGUUCACAGGACAGUUCACAGGGCACAGGGGUUUGUUUGUUCACAGGACACAUGGGAUUGGUUUGUUCACGAGGGCACAGGGGUUUGUUUGUUCCCAGGGCACAAGGAUUGUUUGUUCACAGGGCACAAAGGUUUGUUCGUUCACAGGGCACAUGGAUUUGUUCGUUCACAGGGCCACAAAUGUUUGUUUGUUCAUUGGGCACAAGAGUAUAGGGGUUUGUUUGUUCGGGGUACAAUUCGUUCAUGA
This is a messenger RNA of Sphenostylis stenocarpa, 903 nucleotides long. Lineage: Eukaryota; Viridiplantae; Streptophyta; Magnoliopsida; Fabales; Fabaceae. The record is from the annotation of a GenBank genome assembly.